This is a messenger RNA of Vespa mandarinia (Asian giant hornet), 1786 nucleotides long. RefSeq names its product protein held out wings (gene how). Gene Ontology annotation, cellular component: nucleus. Gene Ontology annotation, biological process: regulation of mRNA splicing, via spliceosome. NCBI's taxonomy places the organism in Eukaryota, Metazoa, Arthropoda, Insecta, Hymenoptera, Vespidae. Gene Ontology annotation, molecular function: mRNA binding. The record is from RefSeq and is a predicted model, not a curated record.
CACACACACGCACUCAGUACUCGUUCACUCGCUCGUUCGUUCGUUCGUUCGUUCGUUCGUACGCUCGUUCGUUCGUACGGUCGUUCGUUCGUUCGCUCGCUCGCUCGCUCGCUCGCUUGCUAGCUAGCUAGCUAGCUCGUUCACUCUUCCGCCGUCGGUCUCUAUCGUUUUCUUCUUCUGUCUCUCGUGCGCCCGCCAUUGAAGUAAUCAAGUAACUGCGAUGUGUGAUAAUACUAACACGACGACGCAGAGUAUAGCGGACUACCUGUCACAGUUACUAAAGGACAGAAAGCAGCUAGCUGCUUUCCCAAAUGUCUUCAUACACGUAGAACGACUGUUGGACGAAGAGAUAGCAAAGGUGAGGGCGAGCCUUUUCCAAAUCAGCGGCGUCAAAAAGGAGCCGCUGGUUUUGCCAGAACCCGAAGGCGAGGUCACAACGCUUAUGGAGAAGGUUUAUGUGCCGGUCAAAGAACAUCCAGACUUCAAUUUCGUUGGAAGGAUUUUGGGUCCUCGCGGAAUGACGGCGAAACAAUUGGAACAGGAAACCGGUUGCAAAAUAAUGGUACGAGGAAAAGGUUCGAUGAGGGAUAAAAAGAAGGAGGAACAAAAUCGGGGUAAACCUAAUUGGGAACACCUAACAGACGAAUUGCAUGUUCUAUUGACUGUCGAGGAUACAGAAAAUCGUGCGACCUUGAAGCUUGCUCGAGCCGUUGAGGAGGUCAAGAAGCUUCUCGUGCCCGUGCAGGCUGACGGUGAAGACGAGCUAAAAAAGAGGCAACUGAUGGAACUCGCCAUUAUAAAUGGUACCUAUCGAGAUUCCAAUACGAAGGUUGCCGCAGCUGCAGCCUUUGACAUUGCAGCCUGUGACGAGGAAUGGAGACGCGUGGCUGCGGCCGCAGCGGAAACGCAACGUCUUUUGCCUGGCUUGGCGACACCAAUGAGAACACCAAGUGCUCCAUUGGGAGCACCGUUGAUACUAUCCCCAAGGAUAUCGGUGCCAACCACUGCAGCAUCCUUGCUUAAUGGCUCGGGUCCCCCAGGAUCUCUUCUAUCAGCUGGUGAUCCACAUGGACUGAUCUAUACACCUUAUGCGGACUACGCCAAUUAUGCUGCGUUAGCAGCCUCGCCACUUCUCACCGAGUACGCCACUGCGGACCAUUCUGGUGCAGCAGCCGCUGCGAAGCAGCGUAGGCACCUGGGUCAGAUUCGUGAGCACCCUUAUCAAAGGGCUGGCGCUCUCUCGUGAAUUCGCAGAGAGCACAGAGAGUACUGUUUACGCCUACGCGCGGAAAGGCUUGGAGUGCUAACAAUGGAAUCCACUCGCCCCGUGCUAACACCUGGACUCUGGAACAGCAUCCGCGCGUUCGAUCGAUUCAUCAACCAGCCGACACCACCUUCGCCGUCCGCGUCACCAGCCCUGUUCGUCAAGCUUAUCCAUCCUGUAUCCUCUUGAUGUUCAAACAAAUUCGUAUUUUUCGUUAAUAGAUUAGAUAGUUAGAGAGAUAGACAGAUAGUCUAAUUAGUUAGUUAGUUAGUUAGUUAGUUAGUUAGUUAGUUAGUUAGUUACUUAGUUAGUUAGUUAGAUAGAGAGUUAGAUAGAUAGGUAGAUAAAUGCAUACAUACAUACAUAUAUACAUACAUACAUAUCUAUCUACAUAUACACAUACAUAAAUAUAUGUAUUUGAUUAGGAAGAAAAGUUCGUAGAGUUUUGCUAUGAUCGCGGUGUAUGAAGAAAAAAAAAAAUAAGAAAGAAGAAAGAAAGAAAGAAAAAGAAAAAGAAAAGGA